UCACUUUAAUUUUUACCUCAAUGCUUUCAUGUGUCCUGUCAAAAUUGCAUCACUUUCCUCAGGUUUUGCCACACUUUUAAAACUGUGAUAAAGAUGACUACGAAUGUUGCUAACGGCGUAAACGAGCCGGAAAAAAUCGAAAAUGAUGCCGAAGACAUUGUGGAUCCAUGGACAGUAGUAAGCAGCUCGGACAAAGGAGUUGACUACGACAAACUAAUAAAACGUUUUGGUAGCUCUCAGAUCGACCAAGAACUUAAAGAUCGAUUCGAAAAGGUGACCGGCAAGCCAGUUCACCACUUGCUACGAAGAGGAAUCUUUUUCUCUCAUCGUGACAUGCAUUCAAUUUUAAAUCAGUAUGAGGCUGGUAAACCUUUUUAUUUAUACACUGGGCGGGGACCUUCGUCGAACUCGAUGCAUUUAGGUCACCUCAUUCCUUUCAUACUUUGCAAGUGGUUGCAAGACGUUUUCGAUGUGCCUAUAGUAAUUCAAUUAACUGAUGACGAAAAAUGUUUGUGGAGGGACAUAAAAUUGGAGGAGGCAAAUAAAAUGGCAUAUGAAAAUGCUAAAGACAUAAUUGCGGUUGGAUUUGACUUGAAUAAAACCUUUAUUUUCUCUGAUCUUGAUUAUGUUGGUCAGUGUCCGGAGUUUUAUAGGAACAUGAUUCGAAUACAAAAGUGUGUCACAUUUAAUCAAGUUAAAGGCAUUUUUGGUUUCGGUGACAGUGAUGUGAUCGGUAAAAUUUCUUUCCCUGCAGUACAAGCAGCUCCGGCUUUAUCAACAUCAUUCCCUGAUAUCUUCGCCGGUAAAAAGAUUCCUUGUUUGAUUCCAUGCGCCAUCGACCAAGAUCCUUAUUUCCGAAUGAUGCGUGAUGUUGCACCAAGAAUUGGUUUCCAGAAACCCGCUCUGCUGCAUUCGACAUUCUUUCCGGCAUUACAAGGUGCCAAGACCAAAAUGUCGGCAUCGGAUCCGAACACUACAAUCUUUUUAACCGACACUCCGAAGCAGCUGAAAAAUAAAAUUAACAAACACGCCUUUUCCGGCGGGCAAACGACUGUUGAGGAGCAUAGAGAACGGGGAGGAAAUUGUGAUGUAGAUAUUUCAUACCAGUAUUUAACAUUUUUCCUAGAAGAUGAUGAUCAACUGGAAAAAAUUAAAAAGGAUUAUACUAGUGGUGCUUUGUUAACGGGUGAACUUAAGAAAAUAUUAAUUGAUACUGUUACACCUAUACUACAAACACAUCAAGAAAGGCGAGCAAAGAUUACUGACGAAGUACUUAAAGAAUAUAUGACACCAAGGAAAUUAGGCUAUAAUUAUUAGUUAGGCAUUUCUUUUCUUUUUGUUAGUAAUUUAUUGAUAUUUAUUUUGAAAUACUGUGAAUUUUAGCUACUAGUCAUUUAACUGUUGGUUGAGAUUCCAUAUUUCAUUUCUGAAUUUACAGUAAGACAAAAGUAAUGCAAUUUUUUAAUUUUUCUUCACUGAUAUAAUUUGUAUCUUUGUUAUUUUUUUUCUAAAGCACUGCACGUUUUUUUUGUUCAUACUUUAUAAUAAAAUCGAAAA
Molecule: messenger RNA, 1557 nt
Organism: Photinus pyralis (common eastern firefly)
Lineage: Eukaryota; Metazoa; Arthropoda; Insecta; Coleoptera; Lampyridae
Product: tryptophan--tRNA ligase, cytoplasmic
Exons: 3
Coding region: 94-1317 (407 amino acids)
Biological process (GO): tryptophanyl-tRNA aminoacylation
Cellular component (GO): cytoplasm
Molecular function (GO): ATP binding; tryptophan-tRNA ligase activity
Source: RefSeq, a predicted model, not a curated record